Molecule: messenger RNA, 1344 nt
Organism: Mus caroli (Ryukyu mouse)
Lineage: Eukaryota; Metazoa; Chordata; Mammalia; Rodentia; Muridae
Gene: Gfus
Product: GDP-L-fucose synthase
Biological process (GO): nucleotide-sugar biosynthetic process
Molecular function (GO): GDP-L-fucose synthase activity
Source: RefSeq, a predicted model, not a curated record
UUGUGCACCGGAAGUAGCUCUUGGGCUGGUGGAACCCAUCGCAGGUGAGACUUACAGUUGGAUUCGGCACAGCACCCGGGGAUCUCGCAGGCUGGUCAGGGCCGUAAGAGUGGAGACCAUAAUGGGCGAACCCCAUGGAUCCAUGAGGAUCCUAGUGACAGGGGGUUCUGGACUGGUGGGUAGAGCCAUCCAGAAGGUGGUUGCAGAUGGGGCCGGCUUGCCUGGAGAGGAAUGGGUGUUUGUCUCCUCCAAAGAUGCAGAUCUGACGGAUGCAGCCCAAACCCAAGCACUCUUCCAGAAGGUACAGCCCACCCACGUCAUCCAUCUCGCCGCAAUGGUAGGCGGCCUUUUCCGGAAUAUCAAAUACAACUUGGAUUUCUGGCGGAAAAAUGUGCACAUCAAUGACAACGUCCUGCAUUCGGCCUUCGAGGUGGGCGCUCGCAAGGUGGUCUCCUGCCUGUCCACCUGCAUCUUCCCUGACAAGACCACCUAUCCUAUCAACGAGACAAUGAUCCACAACGGGCCGCCUCACAGCAGCAAUUUCGGGUACUCAUACGCCAAGAGGAUGAUUGACGUGCAGAACAGGGCCUACUUCCAGCAGCACGGCUGUACCUUCACCGCCGUCAUCCCUACCAAUGUCUUUGGGCCUUAUGACAACUUCAACAUCGAAGAUGGCCACGUGCUACCCGGCCUCAUCCAUAAGGUGCACCUGGCCAAGAGUAGUGGUUCGGCCCUGACGGUGUGGGGUACAGGGAAGCCGCGAAGGCAGUUCAUCUACUCACUGGACCUCGCCCGGCUCUUCAUCUGGGUCCUUCGGGAGUACAGUGAGGUGGAGCCCAUCAUCCUCUCAGUGGGUGAGGAAGAUGAAGUGUCCAUCAAGGAGGCAGCUGAGGCUGUAGUGGAGGCCAUGGACUUCAGUGGGGAAGUCACUUUUGAUUCAACAAAGUCAGAUGGGCAAUAUAAGAAGACAGCCAGCAACGGCAAGUUGCGGUCCUACUUGCCCGACUUCCGUUUCACACCCUUCAAGCAGGCUGUGAAGGAAACCUGCACUUGGUUCACCGACAACUAUGAGCAGGCCCGGAAGUAAGGCGCGGGGCAAGCAGGUGCUCACCUGGUGAUGCUCAGUCAGUGGUCACCACCCCUAGUUCUCGCCAAGAACUGAGGACAGUAUCCAGCCACCUGAGCCACAUGCUGACCUCUUUGCCAGGAUCCUCCAUGCUGCUGUCCAGUAGGGCCCAUGUCCAUCCCUGGGGAAAGGCCAGACCAACAUCUUGUCUGCUUCUGCCCGACCUCCAUGUGUCCCUGCUGGACUAGAAACCAAUAAAAUGGAUUUUCAUGAGCCUG